Molecule: messenger RNA, 2387 nt
Organism: Leucoraja erinaceus (little skate)
Lineage: Eukaryota; Metazoa; Chordata; Chondrichthyes; Rajiformes; Rajidae
Gene: usp39
Product: ubiquitin specific peptidase 39
Exons: 13
Coding region: 87-1616 (509 amino acids)
Biological process (GO): spliceosomal complex assembly; mRNA processing; protein deubiquitination
Molecular function (GO): cysteine-type deubiquitinase activity; zinc ion binding
Source: RefSeq, a predicted model, not a curated record
CUUGUGAAGCGGGGACAUUGAGGGUCUGGUCCCACCCACGGGAGCAGCAGCCGGUCGGCCACCCGGUGGCGGCGGCGGUGGCGGUGAUGGCGGCGGCGGCGCUGAAGCGGGAGCGGGAGGUCGAGGCCGGAGACGGAGACGAGGCGGAGCCGGGGGAGGGUGAGGUGCCCUCAAAGAUGGCAAGAAGCCAUUGUCAGGAUGAGGAGGAUGACAGAAGUAGACAUUGUCCCUACCUGGACACCAUCAAUAGGAGUGUGCUGGAUUUUGACUUUGAGAAGUUGUGCUCAGUCUCCCUUUCUCACAUCAAUGUUUAUGCCUGCCUGGUGUGUGGCAAAUACUUUCAAGGACGAGGCCUGAAGUCUUACGCUAACAUUCAUAGUGUCCAGGUCGGGCACCAUGUCUUUUUGAAUCUGCACACUCUGAAGUUCUACUGCUUACCAGACAACUAUGAAAUCAUUGACUCUUCUCUAGAAGACAUCACGUAUGUGUUGAAACCAACUUUCACAAAACUACACAUUGCAAACCUGGACAAGCAAUCCAAACUGUCACGGGCCUACGAUGGAACCACCUAUCUACCAGGAAUUGUCGGGCUGAACAACAUCAAGGCUAACGAUUAUGCUAAUGUGGUGCUGCAGGCCCUGUCCAAUGUGCCUCCGUUACGUAAUUAUUUCUUGGAGGAAGAAAACUACAAGGACAUAAAGCGGCCACCAGGAGACAUAAUGUUCCUGCUGGUGCAGAGGUUUGGAGAGCUGAUGAGAAAGCUGAGGAAUCCCAGAAACUUCAAGGCUCAUGUAUCUCCACAUGAGAUGUUGCAGGCUGUUGUCCUGUGCAGCAAGAAACGUUUCCAAAUUACUAAACAGGGUGAUGCUGUUGACUUCCUGUCUUGGUUCCUAAAUGCACUUCAUAUGGCACUAGGUGGGAACAAGAAGAAAAAGACCAUCAUCAACAGUGUGUUCCAGGGUUCCAUGCGGAUAUUUACCAAGAAGCUGCCUCCACCAGACCUGACACCGGAGGAGAAAGAGCAACUGCUGGAAAUGCAGGAGUUCAAGGAAACCAUGACAGAGUCCACCUUCUUGUACCUGACCCUUGACUUGCCCACUGCACCCCUGUACAAGGAUGAGAAGGAGCAGCUGAUUAUUCCACAAGUUCCGCUCUUCAACAUCUUGGCAAAAUUCAAUGGCAUCACAGAGAAGGAGUAUAAAACCUACAAGGAGAAUUUCCUGAAGAGGUUCCAGCUGACAAAGCUCCCGCCCUAUCUCAUCUUCUACAUCAAGAGAUUCACAAAGAACAAUUUCUUCAUCGAGAAAAAUCCCACCAUUGUCAACUUUCCAAUUACGAACGUGGAUUUGCGGGAGUACCUGUCGGAGGAGGUUCAGGCGGUACACAAACACACCACCUAUGACCUGAUAGGUAACGUGGUCCACGAUGGGAAGCCCGGUGAAGGAGCGUACAGGGUCCACGUUCUGCAUCAUGGAACAGGGAAGUGGUACGAGCUGCAAGAUCUACAAGUUACUGAUAUCUUGCCACAGAUGAUCACCCUAUCUGAGGCCUAUAUUCAGAUCUGGAAGCGACGAGAAGACAGCGACGAAAGUCUUCCCAGUCAGAAAGGAGCAUGAAUUGGGACAGGGAGAAUCUCCUGACCAUCGGCAUCUUCCCCGUGAUGCUCAGAGCCGGUGUGGAGCUGACCCUGCGGAUGCUGGCAAUAUUUCAACCAAAGGCUGACCAUACCCAUGUUUGGCAGAUGCAGAGUACACGGACAUGGCAAUGAUGCAGUGAUUUCCUACCUCUGGUGUUCAAACUAACUUCUCCAAUACGGAGUUGUGAAGGUGUGCAGGGAUUUAGAUGAUACUGGGGGGGAAUCCCAGGGAUAUGUUGAUGGAACGAGUCCUAUUUGCCCGAGUCGGGCAAUAGCAGAAAUGGCCUGAUUUGCCCUGGAAAACCACCCACUGAUUGAAUCAUCUUUGUCUCUGCAUUCUGUUUGCUGGAAAACUGGCAGCGUGAAUCCCAGAGGAUGUUGCAAACCUCUGUUUUAUUAUGACCUUGCUUCAUCUUGCUCAAGCGGAAGCAGCCUUCUGCAUUGUGGCUGAUGUUUCAAAUGCUGCAAAGCUGAGGGGAGCUAUUUACUGACGUUGUAGAGUGCAGAAACCGGUCUGCUUUAGGCUGGGAACAUCAGUGCCCAUGUGAAAAUCUGUCUUAAUUUUGUAAUAUGUUUAGGUGGAAGAUCUUUGAAUACUGAAGGGGAACAGGAUCUGGGUAGGUUUGGAUUGGUUUAACUAAUUCUUGCUCUUUGUUUUAGAAAUUAUAACAGCAACACAUUUCUCAUGGUCGACUUCCUGGAUUAUUUUGUCAAUUUCUGUCAAUUGAGAUAAAUAAAAUUUUCAUUUAAG